GCAGCCACAACAUGGGGCUUCUUUGCCUUUCUCGUUAAUUAGACGGGAGAGAGCUCAAUGCGUGGCACCUGGUUGACAAUGGAUUAAGCGGCUAGAGACAGGGAGCGAGCGAUCCCUUCAAAGAAGAUACUGCUUCGUCUGCAUCCCUGACGCUUUAUCAGUCCCUAACACUCAACUGCUUCUUUCUGCGCAGCAGCAGCAGCAGUCGCGGCGGCGCUUCCUCCUUACAACUGGAAGUCUGUAAUGGAGGGGAGCAGCAGCAGCAGCAGCAGCCAGAUGGUACAUUACCACCAAGAGCCUUUCCAGUCUGGGAGAAGAGAAGGAAGGGAAGUUAUUGUGGAGUUGAUGAACUUUGCACAUCCAUAGAAACGCCAUUUUGAAUUUGAUUCCUUUCCCCCCCUCCCUCCGGAACAAACUUUGCUUCUCUUUUUUAUUUUGUGUGCGUUUUUUUCUUUCCCAUCUCCUCUUUUUCCGAUCUUUUUUUUUUAAACAACAACAAUCUCAUCGGUUCAGCUUUUCCAUCAUGGCUCGACCCAAACAGCCCAGCCCCGAGGAAGCCAAACGUGUAAAGUGCACUUCCGAAGAGCAAUUCGAAGCUUAGAAAGGGGCACUCUUGAAUUGGUACUCCAUCAGUACUGACAGAGAAGUAACUCCACUGGUCACCUUAUACUAUUGGAUCCUCAUUUGUACCAACACCUGAGAAGCAAGGGCAGAUUUGCAAUGUCAAAGUGCUAACAGGUGCUGCUGAGGAAAAGGCUCUGUUUGGAUCUAGAUGGUGAAAAACUUAAUACGUUACCCACCAGAAGCAAAGAGGGGAAUCUUUACUGGACGGUGUCAAAAGAAAAUGAAGUUCCAGAGAACCAACUCGGAAGCUUAAGCAGUUUUACAGCAGCACUAGAGUUACCCAACUGUUUAGAAGAUACAGAUUUGUUCUCCAUUGACAACAUGAUGGCAGCUGUCAUGAGCCUGGGAAAGAUAGCUGAAAAUGGCACCACGGCCACUCAAAAUGUCAAAUCUCCAUCCAAAACGCUUGUUCCAAAUCGGAUUGGUAGGAGGAACCAGGAAACAAAAGAUGAUAAGUCUUCCUAUAUAUGUCCUCUGUGUGAAAAGAUUUGCACUACUCAACAUCAGCUGACUAUGCAUAUUCGUCAGCAUAACACUGACACUGGAGGGACAGACCAUUCCUGCAGCAUCUGUGGAAAGUCUUUGAGCUCGGCAAGCUCGCUUGAUCGCCAUAUGCUGGUGCAUUCAGGUGAAAGGCCUUAUAAAUGUUCAGUGUGUGAUCAGUCCUUCACGACCAAUGGAAACAUGCACAGGCAUAUGAAAAUCCACGAGAAGGACCCAAAUGGCACCACAAGUACAACACCUCCUUCCCCACUGAAACGCAGGCGGGUGCCCACCAAACGAAAACUCAGUCAAGAGCCCGAGAUGGACAAGGAGGAGCAAAGACCAGCAAAAAAGCAGGUUGUGGAGGAACCACAAAGUGGCAAAGCUGAGAAGAAAGCUGAGGAAGAAGUGUAUCGUUGUCCAGUGUGUUUCAAGGAGUUUCCUUGCAAGUAUGGGCUGGAAACCCACAUGGAGGCGCAUCCAGAUACCUCACUGAGGUGUGACACCUGUUGUAUUACCUUCCGCACCCACCGGGGCUUGUUGCGGCAUAAUGCAGUCAUUCACAAGCAGCUUCCGAAAGACCUGUUGGGAAAGCCGUUUAUUCAGAACAACCCUUCAAUUCCAGCAGGCUUCCAUGACUUGGGAUUCACAGACUUCUCCUGCAAAAAAUUUCCCUACAUUUCUCAGGUCUGGUGUGAAACAAAUCUGCGGAGGUGCACCAGUGAUAAACAUAAAUAUGUCUGUGAGUUGUGCAACAAGGCAUUCCCCAUGCUCUCAGCACUCAAGCUGCACGGAAAAACGCAUGCAACGGAUCAGGGAAGUGAAAAGCACAAAGUGCAGUCAGAGGAUGCAGACCUGAAAGCUUACAUGGCGUCCCUGGGACUGCAGCACACCAAAGACAUCAAGCCUGUUGAUCAGGAGGAGCUUGUGCCAGAUGAGGUCCAAGAAGUGCAGCUAAGAGCCCUGAACUGUAACCUACCUCAGGAACCUGGCAGUGCUACUCAGCGGAAUGUGUCCCCUCUGGAGGCUGCUUCUGUGGGAGGGCCUUUUUCAGUCCUUCCAACAAAAGAGAACAUGAAGCUCCUGUCACUGCAGCCUUUCCAGAAAGGCUUCAUAAUUCACCCUGACAAUAGCAUUGUUGUCAAACCCAUUUCUAGCGAGUUAGCAGACAUCCAGCAGAUCUUAAAGAUGGCUUCUUCAGCAACCCCUCAGAUCAGCCUCCCACCCCUUUCUAAGGCACCUCCUGUCUCCAUGCAACCCUUAUUCAAGCAUAUGCCUCCACUGAAGCCAAAGCCCUUGGUAGCACCUCGGACUGUUGUCGCAGCUUCAACUCCUCCUCCACUGGUCAACACCCAGCAAGCCUCACCCGGAUGCAUCAGUCCAAGCCUUCCUCCAGUGCCACCCAAGCCGGUCACAACCUCUGAAGAGUCCACUUCAGACUUGCAACUUCCAUGCAGUAAGUCGGGAACCAAAAGCAGCCCUUCUCCCCGAGCCAAGAUGGAGCCUUCGAGUCAGCAUGAAAUAAAAACCCAAUUGGAGCAAGACAGCAUCAUAGAAGCCUUUCUGCCUUUGACCAUGGAGGCAAAAAUCAAACAAGAGGUAACCGAGCGUGACCUCAAGGCCAUCAUUGCUGGGGCAGCAAACAAGAAGACUCCAGCCAUGAGGAAAGUCUUGUACCCAUGCCGUUUCUGUGACCAGGUGUUUGCUUUCUCGGGGGUCUUGAGGGCUCACAUCCGCUCCCACCUGGGCAUCUCCCCUUACCAGUGCAACAUCUGUGACUACAUUGCAGCUGACAAGGCGGCCCUGAUCCGCCACUUGAGGACACACAGUGGGGAGAGGCCAUAUAUCUGCAAGCUCUGCCACUACCCUUUCACAGUGAAGGCCAACUGUGAAAGGCACCUGCGCAAGAAGCACCUCAAGAUGACGAGAAAGGAUAUAGAGAAGAGCAUAGAAUACGUCACCAGCAAUGCAGCGGAGAUGGUGGACGCCUUCUGCUCCCCAGACACAGUGUGCAAGUUCUGUGGAGAGGACCUGAAGCAUUACCGCGCCCUCCGAAUCCACAUGAGGACGCACAGCAGCUGCCAGAAGAAGAAGCCAUUUGAAUGCAAGGAGUGCGGCACAGCUUUCUCGGCCAAGCGGAACUGCAUCCAUCAUAUCCUCAAGCAGCAUUUGCACAUCCAGGAGAGGGAGAUCGAGAGCUACGUGCUGACAGUGGACUGCAUCCCUCCCGAGAGCCAGUCAGGCUCUUUGCUACUGGAAGACAGCACUUACAUGGACUGCAAGCCCAUCACACCUUUCUUGGAAUCGCAAAAUGGCUUCUUAAGGGGUGCCCCUUCUCAUGCAUCGAUCAAACUUGAAUCUGCAACUAGCUUCCCUAUGGAUUUUGAUGAGCCUCUAGAUUUCUCGCAAAAGAACAAAAACCUGAACUCUGUACUAGUAAAACAGGAGAGCCAGUUUGGUGGUUCUCUGUAUGACUGUUCCAUGGAGCCCAUAGACUUGUCAAUCCCCAAAGCUCCAAAGAAGGACAAAGAUGAUACCCCGAGUGAGGAUAAGAAGCAAGAGCGCCUCGUUGGGAAUGAUGAGAAGCUUCAUAACUGUCAGCAGUCUCCUCCAACUAAUGGCAACCUGGAAACGAACAGAGCUCUCAGACAUUCCCAGCCAUUGAAGGGUCCACUGCAUUUGACGGUCCCAAUCAUUUCUCCAACUCUUCUGGGGAGUUCUGCCUUGCUGCGCCCCUUGAGGCCUAAGCCACCACCUUUGUUGCCAAAGCCUCUCAUAACGAAAGAGCUGCCCCCCCUGGCUUCCAUUGCCCAGAUUAUUUCAUCUGUGUCUUCUGCUCCCGCUUUGCUGAAAACGGAGGUCACAGACUCUGCUCCCGAGGUAGCCGGCAGCAGCGCCGCUGGGUCUGAUAAGCUGGGGAACUCCAAACCAAAGGCGACAAUCAUGACUGCUGUCCAGAUCGAUCCCAGCAUUCCCAGUGACUUGACCCAAAGGGCACACAGCCCAAAUGGGCCACAGAAAUCUGCUGCCCGUGGGUCUGCUAGGAAAAGAGGGAGGAAGAAAGGAAUGAAGAACAAGGCCAGAGCGAGCAGCAGUGUGGACCUGGAAUCAAGUGGGGAGUUUGCUAGCAUCGAGAAGAUGCUGGCAACCACAGAUACAAACAAGUUUAGCACAUUUCUGCAGUCCACUGCAGACUUCAAAGAAGCCAGCGACAGAAAUGGAACCAGCGAGGAAGAGAGAGAAACCGCCGAUGACACACUGCUGAGAGGAAAGAAAAAUGCCUACUCAAAUGGCAUUCAGAAAAUCAACUGUCCUCAUUGCCCUAGAGUCUUUCCCUGGGCAAGUUCCUUACAGCGGCACAUGCUUACUCAUACAGGUCAGAAGCCCUUCCCCUGUCAAAAAUGUGAUGCCUUCUUUUCCACCAAAUCUAACUGUGAACGCCACCUCUUACGCAAACACGGAGUUGCCAACUACUGUCUGAGAAGAAACGGGCUUAUCCCCCAGUCUAAAGAAAGUGAUGCUGGAGCUCAUGAUAGCACAGACAGUCAGUCGGAUCUGGAGAACACAAGUGCAGGAAGUGAAGCACUAGAUUUGACCUCUGGUGAGAGAGGCCACCCAGAGGAGGUAAAUGAACUUCUAGAGCAGGAGUACAGCCCCAAAGAAGAAGAGGAGGAGAAGGUUGAUUCAUCCCAAGGAGAGGAAGAUGCGCAAGGGAAAAUAAGUGAAGAUGAAGGAGGACCGGAAGAAGACUCUGUCAGCAACAGAAGCCUUGACCUCAAUUUUGCUAGCAAGCUGAUGGAUUUCAAGCUGGCCGAGAGUGACCAGAGCACAGGCAGUGGCACUCAGACUGAAAAGAAACAUACCUGUGACACUUGUGGGAAAUCCUUCAAGUUUGCUGGCACAUUGGGUCGGCACAAAAAGGCUCAUGUGCACGAAGAUAGGAAGGAUGAAAAGAGCAGUGAGGAUGAAAGCAAAAAUGUUCAGGAUACAGCCCAGGUCCCUCUUGCUCAGGAUCCCUCUCUUGAGCAGGAAGAGUCUACAAAGGACAUCAAAGUAGCAGAGUCUCCCACAGAUGGCGAGGCAACAGGAAAGGAGAACGAGGAGAGUGAAAGCAUCUCUGAGGGGGAGAGCACAGAAAGAAAAUCGUCUGAGAAGAGUGAUGACGACAGGAAGCCAAAAGCUAAUGGUGGGACUAAGAAUGAAUCCAAGGCAGACAAAAGGAAGAAAGUCUGUACAGUGUGCAACAAGCGCUUUUGGUCUCUACAAGACUUGACAAGGCACAUGAGAUCCCAUACAGGGGAGCGACCUUACAAGUGUCAAACCUGUGAACGGACCUUUACACUGAAGCAUAGCUUGGUUCGCCACCAGCGUAUCCACCAGAAGGUAAAGAAUGCGAGGAACCACGGGAAGGAGAGUGACAGGGAGGACACCCGCUCAAGAGGUGACGAAGACAGCGAAAAUGAGUCUCUCCAUAGCAGCACCAACCCUGUUUCAGAAAAUGAGUGUGACUCGCUUGUAGGGCUUGGUAGCCAUUCCCCAGUCACUAGAAGCCGGAAAGAGAACCUUGCCAAUGCUGCAAAGGAUUUUGUUUGCAAGGAGGACAGGCCUGGUGUGAGAACAGCUGGCCUUUGUCUUGCCGAGUCCAGCAAGAACGCACAGAAGCAAACCACAAAAGAUCAGGAGUCUCGAGGGAACAGUGAUCCUGAGAGCCCGUCAGGCUUCAUUCAGGACUUGCUGGGGAUACACAACAAAAAAUCUUCCAUGAGUCACAUUCUUGCCUCUGCAGAGAGUGCACCUCAGCUUUUGGAAGUUGAGUGACCGCUAUGGCAUCGGCCACACCCCAGCAAACAGACAGAGAAUAAAGUUGACAGAGCAAACCUUUUUUGGAUGCUGAGUCAAUCUGCAGUUGUGAUGCAGGAGUGGGUGCGGGGAGAGAGUGAGAAUGGCAGUCUGGAUUCAGUGCCAUAAGCCUUUCAGUAUAAAUAAUGCAAGAGACUACAGUUAUAUACUGAUUUGAGUGCCUUACUACUUUAUUAGGUCUUUUGGUAUCGUAGAAUUUUUUAAAAACAAAACAGAUGAUUUUUUAAAUAUAUAUAUUUUAAUGAAAUUAUUUGGAGAGGACCUUUUUCAUUUAAGCAUUAAUGUUACCUUUUUGUAUUGGGGCGUGUGAGCUUGUUGUAUAUUUGUGAUAGCCGCUUUUGUGUGUUUUCCAAGCUGGAAAGAAGGGGUCAGCAGGGCAAGGAAGCCCUUGGAAACUACAGCCAAUAACUGGAAGAAGAUUUUUAAGACAUCCCCAAGAAGAAUCUAGGAUAAGGUGUUGAUUUAUUGGUUUUUCUUUUCCUUCAUUAGACUCUUGUAUUUGCCACAUGGGGGAGAGUUGAUCCAGUUGCAGGUAUUAAAGUGGUUGAUAAAGGUUCUCAAAGUUAGUUCAAGCCAAAACCAGGAAAAACAAAAAUUUCAACCUCCAUAUAUGCUUUUCUGUUUUCUUCCCCCUCGCCUGCGUUAGAAGUGAUGAUGAUCUAGCUACUGUCAUUUUUGUAAAAGGCUCUUUCUGGCUUAUUGUGAACUUAAAACAUUCAGAAAGAGUUGCAUAGUGACUUAAAAAACCUAUGGAAAUUAUGCACCCACUGUUAUAAAUAUAUAUAUGUAUGUAUGUUUGGUUUGUGCUUCAAUAUAUUAUUAUUAUUUUAAUAUUUUAUAAAUUUUGUCUGUUUGCUAAUCUCUGCGUUCAGCAGAAAACCAAUGGGCAAUAUUUGUCCACGGAGAUCUAUGACGCAGCUUGGAUUGCCUGCUUAAAUAUUUCUGACCUAAUCUCUCUCUGAUUCUCCCCAUUGGGUUUGCAGCUCUUCUACUGUAUUGACAUGGAACUCUCUUCCUGACUAGAGAAUCAAAUAGGUCUUGUUAAUGUGACCAAUCUGGGUAGACUGAAUCUUAGUGUGUGUUGGGUGGGAAGAGAGUAGGGUCACACGGGAAGUCAUGUGAAAGAUCUACAUAUGUACAGACUGUACGCACGAUAGAGGACCCCACAAAAAGUAGGGUCCCUGAUUGUGCAUAUAGUUUGUGUAUACAUAGGGUUUGUUCACUUGACCACAUGAAGGCAGGGUUUGCCACUGCCAUCCUGUCCCCUUCCUCCUGUGCAUUCAGUACAUCCAGUUGGGUCACAUGGUCAGGUUUUGGAAAUGCACAGGGGUCAGUCAUCUCAGUUAUGACAGCUCAUUGUAGGACAGUGACAGGGGAAAGGAUGGAGUGAAUUAACAGCAGACUAACAGGAAAAGUGAGGAGAAGGCCCUCCAAAUGCAUGUGGAAGACACUGCAAAUGCUAUGAAGUGUAUAUUUGAAAUGGCAAUAGUUUUUGUGUUUAUUUUUGUUAACAUUAAUGAGCAAGAUAUUCAGUCUUCCAGCUAAAAGAUGGAAAAGAAAAAUAAAUGUUAAAGCCUUAACUGAUCUUGCUACCGUAAUGUGCUUUAAAGCAAGAAAAGAAAUACUACUGGCAAUAAAAUUACAGAUAACUAUUAGACAUGUCAGAUUGACAAAAUAAACUUCCCAAGGUUUCUGAGGUUGAUGCUUAGACUCUGGUGUGUUCUUCUUAAAGUUUAACCAAGUUGGGAUUGGACUGUGUAUCCUGUUGCUGGCAACAGGAGUCACUGCAGAUUACCAUCAUUAGGACUGUGAUCCACAGACAAUUUGAGCUGGGGUGCUGUGGUGCAAGCUUUGUUUCACCCUGAUGCUAAGCCCUAUUGAUUUUUUUGGUGAGGAGGAGCCAUUAAUAUAAGUGGAAUUGCCUUCUACCUAAAUGUGUUUAAGAUGGCUGUGUUGUUACAUUCCUGUAUCUGCCUUUAAAGACACCAGCGCAAAAUUGGAUUAAAAAGCAGCUGAAGAUGUGAAUCUUUUAUCACUGCUAGAAAGGUCAGGUGCUAGUUUAAGACACGGAUGAUAUGAACAUCUUCUGCAUAUGUAUUUACUUAUAUUUGACCUUUCUACCAUAAUUAAGGUUCAUGUCUUACGUAAUGUGGCCAAAUUCUAUACCCUCAUCUUUAAGAUGGAAGUAGAGGGAGGUAACGCUGGAAUUGUCCCACAACCUCAUUGGCUACAGUGCAAAGCCCAAUACUCGACACUGCCCAUUCUCCUUGACUCGAAUGGAACCUUCUGAAGUGUGGUGGGCAGCACAACGGAGUUGAACAAAAACCAUGUAUAUGUGGUGCUGCUCCACUAGAUCACAGCCAUCACUGGCAGUAGGGCUUAAGCCAGUUGACAUCCUUGUUCAUACUGAUUUGGUGGAUCAGGCAUAUAUAGUCAAGUACAGCAGCUGUGGGUUUUGUAGAGUGCUCAGUUAGUGUCUUAUCCUUCCCUCUCAAAGGCAAAGGCACAAUGUCUCUGAAGCCUCACUGGGCUGUUCCUUCAUUUCGGGGGCCCUUUGUUCACAUCCUUCCUUGUUCUCAGGCUCAAUACCUCAAGAGACACUCCUGUGCAAGCAUUAAAUUAAAACCAUUAAAACGAAUGGGACUUGCAUAGGAAAAAAUAUCACAUCCUGUAGGCGCCUUCAAAUUGGGAAGUAUUGGAUAUUAUACCAAUCCACUCAAUAUCCACUGCUUCCUGGGUUGUCAAGUCAGUCUGCACGGGAAGAAGGGGGAAAUCAUUCUGGAGUGAUAUUUCAUAUGAACGGUGGAAGAGGGUGAGAUAUAGUUGGUUUUUAUUGAGGAUGGUAAGAACCAGUUUUGAAAGCAGAUUAAUACAAAAUCAGUACCAAUGAUUCCUUUUUUUAAAAAAAAUCUUUCUGUUAAGCGAGUCUUUUUAUCAAAGCCAGUUCACACAUCCCUUACUUUUUUAAAUUGUUAUAGAAUUAUAUUAUUAUAAUAAUAAUUAUUAUUAUUUGGGGGGUAUUUUUGUUCUUGGGAUUUUUUUAUUUUUAUUUUUUGCAACUCUCCACACUAAAUGAUGCAAUACUGUGGGGGAGAAGCCAUUAACUAAGCCAGGACGGUCAAGCCUGCCUCCUCCCCUCGACUGUCUGGGGCACUCCACAGACAUAUGUUGUGGCCUGCCAGGGCCCUAAUAAUCUCCCUAGCAGGUCACAGUACAUGACUUAUGUGCUACAUAUAGUUGGUAGAGGGGAGACGCAGGUUUGACAAGCCUGAACUAAACUUUAUGCUGCAGGAAUAAUGUAGCAAAUAAUUUCCCAGCACCCUGCCGGGACAUCUGCUAGCAAUAAUCACUAUUGAUUUAAAGCUUUAUUUAGCCUUUAUCUAUAUCCUAGUAGAUUAUAAAAUCUUGCCACAUUUUAUUGAUGUUUUUAUUAGCUGCAUUUGAUGGAGAAAGAAAAACCCUUGUCUGUCCCCCCCCCCCUUGUUGCUUGCCUUCCCUCCUCACAUUCACAACCCCCUUUCUAUUAAACUGUGAAAUUUAUAACGUGUUUAAACGAUGGGUGAAUCUUAGGCUUAGUUUUGCAUGUUCAGCUAAUUUGUCUCUCUGCAUCUCUCUGUGUUUAAUCCCCCCCCCCCUUCUCAGGGCUUUAAAAAGACAGACUUAUUUUUCUGAAAUUCUCUUGUUGGAUUUGCAAUGGAGCUAAUGUUGAGAAUACAAUCACUACAAUAAGCACUUGACUGUGAAAGCAUAAAACAAGAAAGGAAACAGAUUAAAAAUAGAGCUGAUGUUUGCAGCUAUAAUGAAACAGCUGAUCUGGAGCUAGCUCUGUUAGCAUAAUUACAGCUUCCAAACGAUUCAGAAUUGGUUGUUUCUUCCAUCACCCCAUAGAGGACUCUGGAGUAUCUCCAUGUCCAGUGAUGAGCCUGUGUGUUGCUACCCCUGUAUUGGUUGGAUUAUAAAACUGUGGUGUGCGGGGGAAGGGGAGACUGAGGAUGGAGCCAGCACUGCACUAGAUCCUCAAGCCCCUCAAAGUAAUUAUGGAGGCAGAAAGGGAUGGAAGUGAAAUAAGGACAUUGCACUCCCAUGAUGUAAUAGAUCCUUGCCUCCAUUUCUUUCAGCCGCAUAUAAUGCCGUAAUGGUUUUGAGGAGCCAAAGUAUCCAUUGCAGGUCCUCUCCUUUUACCCUCCCUGGGCUGUAAUACAAGUGUUGCCAGAGCUGGGGGAGCGGGGACUGUAUGUCUUUUCUCCACUCUUUUUCUACUCAAGAAGGAAGUUGAAUCCUAAAACUUUCAGCCCAUGCAAGGAAACAAUUAGUGUGUAUAAUUCAUAUAUGUAUGUGUUUUUUUUCUAAAGGGAACUUUAAAACUGCUGCUACAAGUUGUGUACAAAACUGGUUUAUGCCACAUGAACAGAGAAUCACAUAUUUUGUUUGGGUACUUCUAUUCCUCUUAUUCAGUCGUACGUUACUUCCAAAUUCAAAAUGAUGAAAAUAAUGCUGUUCUGUAUCAAUCUACGCAAUAAAAUGUUAUAUUUAAAAAAAACCAA
Hemicordylus capensis (graceful crag lizard) is the source of this 10511-nucleotide messenger RNA. It is a transcript of the gene RREB1, whose product is annotated as ras responsive element binding protein 1. Bases 946 to 5925 code for a protein of 1659 amino acids. Gene Ontology annotation, molecular function: DNA-binding transcription activator activity, RNA polymerase II-specific; RNA polymerase II cis-regulatory region sequence-specific DNA binding. The transcript is spliced from 15 exons. Gene Ontology annotation, biological process: regulation of transcription by RNA polymerase II. The record is from RefSeq and is a predicted model, not a curated record. Lineage: Eukaryota; Metazoa; Chordata; Lepidosauria; Squamata; Cordylidae. Gene Ontology annotation, cellular component: nucleus.